This is a messenger RNA of Candidula unifasciata, 1029 nucleotides long. NCBI's taxonomy places the organism in Eukaryota, Metazoa, Mollusca, Gastropoda, Stylommatophora, Geomitridae. The record is from the annotation of a GenBank genome assembly.
AUGACUGUGGUAGAUUCAACAGAGAGUUUGUCGAAUACAGCGUCAGUUUUGGUACCUGAGAACAUUAGACUUAGCCCUCACCGUGAAUCUUCACUGCCUCCGCCUGUAGUUGAUCCGGGUUCUGUUCGACCCAGUAGAUCUUCCAGUGCCUCCAGAGAGAACAGAGCAAGAAGUUCACGCAGAGGUCAUGGCCACAGAAACAGAUCCUCGGGCAGCCGAUCCCGAAGUCGGCAUCGACAUUCUAGCCAGCGCCACAGUCGACACAACUGUAGGAUGUACUUCAAGCACAAGGAGCGGAACUUUGCUGCUGCGCUGUGCAGUAUGAUCACAAUUGUUUUACUGUGUACAGCUCUGGAGCCAGACUGGGUUUAUUUAACAGGAGGCAAGUGUCACCUACUUCACAGCCCUGAGGGAAGCCUGAAACAGUUAAGCACAACACAGUUUUUCUACAAUGGACACUUCUAUAAGAACUACCCGCUGACUAAGAUAGAUGAUACAGUUUACAAGUUUGGAGACAGUUCCAAUGACAUCAUGGUUAACUGUGUGACUUACGAGACUGUCCUGCUCUUCAAAACAAGCAUUGCCUUCACCUUGAUUGCUGUUGUGUGCAGUCUGUUAGCUUUCCUUCUAGACCUGAUUGGACCAGAAUAUCAGGUCUUGAAACUUCUGAGACGAAAUGCAAUAUUUAACAUCCUUACAGUUGUGAUGUGUGUUGCAAUCGACAUGUUCACCUACUGGAUUACAUCCAAUGUUGAGAAGUUGCAGGUGUCCACACGUCUUCAUGAUGGCAGUAGAGUUGAGGUGACCUUUGAUGCCAGCUUUUACCUGAUAACAGCAGCAGGAGGCAUGUCAGUCAUUGGAACAGCUUGCAACUGCCUGCGCGGACAUUCUGUUUAUAAUAUGUCCGAUUCUGCCAGACAUGCCGAACAUGUUUAUUUUGAUGAUGUUGAAGCACUUUUACCACCGUUACCUAGUUCAGACUCGGGUUCUCAUUCUAACUAUCCCCCACCGCCUGCAUACACACCUUAG